This is a messenger RNA of Nycticebus coucang (slow loris), 5726 nucleotides long. RefSeq names its product zinc finger protein 566 (gene ZNF566). The coding region runs from base 397 to 1611 and encodes 404 amino acids. The record is from RefSeq and is a predicted model, not a curated record. Gene Ontology annotation, biological process: negative regulation of transcription by RNA polymerase II. Gene Ontology annotation, cellular component: transcription regulator complex; PcG protein complex. NCBI's taxonomy places the organism in Eukaryota, Metazoa, Chordata, Mammalia, Primates, Lorisidae. The transcript has 3 exons. Gene Ontology annotation, molecular function: RNA polymerase II cis-regulatory region sequence-specific DNA binding; DNA-binding transcription repressor activity, RNA polymerase II-specific.
UUUGGCCAAGCACAAGUUUAUCAGUGAGAGGAAUUAAAAUAACUUGAACGGUCUACCAAAGGAUUUCCCAGUUUUGAACUACAUUUCCCAGAAGUCUCGGGUGCGAAUUAUCCUCCCAAGCUAACUUGCUCUCCUCCUCCGGAGUCUGUGCAGCUCGCGGGGAUGGUAGGGCUGGUCUGAGAAGCAAACCCAUCUGAAACAACGUCCGAGUGGCCUUUGGGAGCCACGGCCUAAGCCUAAAAUGGGGCCUCGUGAGGACUCCCAGGGCGGUUCGAGAGGGAGCACAAUCCUUUCGGCAGGGCCGCAACUAAGCGGCGAGGAGAAUUCAGACCCUCGGCGUCCAUUUUGCACGACCCUAGCCGGUGUCUGCCUACGUUUCCCAGAGGAAUCCUCGGCAUGACAGUGCUUCUCGCGGGAAUUCAGCCUCAAAGUCACGCGCUGGUGGGAUUCUUUGGGUUUCACCGGCGCCUACUCCAGUGCAGUGGAGAAUUCUGUUUCGGAAGCUGGGAAGGCCGGAGCUCUACCCUUUUCCAAAAGAAGAGCCCAGAGAAGGUCCUUCCCUACAAAUAUCAAAGCCAUGGCUCAGUCAUGGAAUCAAAAUGUGGGAUCAAAAAAUUCUUUUUGAAGAAGGAAAUUUAUGAAAUAGAGUCAGCCCAGUGGGAGAUAAUGGGAAAACUUACAAGACAUGACCUUCAGUGCUCUGGUUUCCAAGAUGAUUGGGAAUGUAGUGGCCAGUUUGAGAAACAGCAUGGUUCUCAGGAGGAACAAUUCCGUCAAAUGAUACUCACUCAUGAAGAUUUACCCACUUUCAGCCACCAUCCAUCCUUUACUUUGCAGCAAAUCAUUAAUAAUAAAGAGAAAUACUGUACAGCUAAAGAAUAUAGAAAAACUUUUAGACAUGACUCACAAUUUACUACACCUCAGAUAAUUCAUACCAUCGAGAAGCCCUAUGAAUGUAAGGAUUGUGGAAAGUUGUUUAGACAUCCUUCAAGGCUUGCUCAUCAUCAGAAAAUUCAUACUGGCAAGAAACCCUUUGAAUGUAAGGAAUGUGGAAAAACCUUUAUUUGUGGCUCAGACCUUACUCGACAUCACAGAAUUCACACUGGUGAGAAACCCUAUGAAUGUAAAGAAUGUGGAAAGGCCUUUAGUAGUGGUUCAAACUUUACUCGACAUCAGAGAAUUCACACUGGUGAGAAGCCUUAUGAAUGUAAAGAAUGUGGGAAGGCCUUUAGUAGUGGUUCAAACUUUACUCAACAUCAGAGAAUUCAUACUGGGGAGAAACCCUAUGAAUGUAAGGAAUGUGGCAAUGCCUUUAGUCAGAGCUCACAACUUAUUAAACAUCAAAGAAUCCAUACAGGUGAGAAACCUUACGAAUGUAAAGAAUGUGAAAAAGCUUUUCGUUCUGGUUCAGACCUUACUAGACAUCAGAGAAUUCAUACUGGUGAGAAACCCUAUGAAUGUAAGAUAUGUGGGAAAGCCUAUUCUCAGAGUUCACAACUUAUUAGUCAUCAUAGAAUUCAUACAGGUGAGAAACCUUAUGAAUAUAGGGAAUGUGGAAAGAACUUUAAUUAUGAAUCACAAUUUAUUCAGCAUCAAAAUUUGUACUGGUGAUAAACCAGAAUAUAUGAAAUGUAUAGGAAGUUUUUAAAUUAUGGCUCAAAACUAUUCACCGUCUUUGAACUUAUCUUGCUAAUAAGUCCUCUAGAUAGAAUAAUGUGGAAACAUUUUAUUUGUUGACUACAGUUUAUUCAGCUUGAGAAAAAUAAUGUUGGAGAAACAUGAUAUGAAUAGAAUACAUUUUGGAAGCCCUUUAGUAAAAGCUUGUAUUUCUUUUGACAUUAGAUAAUUCAGUCUAGCAAACAAGUGGAAAUGACAGCACUUUUGAUACCACUCUAAUCUUUUCUUCUUUUUUUUGAGAUAAGAGUCUCACUUGGUCACCCUUUGUAGAUGCCAUGGCGUCAUAGCUCACAGCAACCUCAAACUCUUGGGCUUAAGUGAUUCUCUUCCCUCAGCCUCCCAAGUAGCUGGGACUACAGGUGCCCGCCACAACGCCCAGCUAUUUUUAGAGAUGAGGUCUUGCUCUGGCUCGGGCAAUACACCCUCAUUGGACUCCCAAGUGCUGGGAUUACAGGCGUAAGCCACCUCUAAUCUUAUUACACAUCAGAGAAUUAUGUAGGAAUGUAAUCCUGUGAUUUUCAUUUUCACCCCAAUUUGGUUUUAAUUGUUACAUUCUUAAUAUUUUAAAACAUCUUAAGUUUAUAUGACUAUGAAGUUUAUUAGUUUACAUCAUGGUUUGUAAAAUAUCUUUAUUUUUAAAAUACCUUUAAUACCUGAAAGAAUUGACCUCUUUAUUUUUUGAAGAUGGCUUAUUUUUUCAUGAGAAAAAGAGUAAGCCUUUCUUAUUUAAAAAAUGUUCAUUAACAACUUUCUACUCAGUAAAUAGAGAUGCUCUAAUUAUCUUCAUGGUGUUUCAUUGUGUUUCUAUAAUAAUAUUUAUCGAAUCCCUAUGGAUGGACAUCGUAGUUUCCUCCACAUGUUUUGCCAAAAUGCAUGCCCCUGAUGGACAUUCUCCUUAGUCAUAUCUUUGUAUUAUCAUUUUUCUAUCUUUUUAAUGGAUAAUAUAUCUGAAUAGAAAUUACAAAAUGAGGCUUGGUGCCUAUAGCUCAGUGGUUAGGGUGCCACCCACAUGCACUGGGGCUGGCAGGUUUGAACCCAGCCUGGGCCAGCUAAACAACAAUGACAACUGCAACAACAACAAAAAAAUAGCCAGGCGUUGUGGCGGGUACCUGUAGUCCCAGCUCGUGGGAGGCUGAGGCAAGAGAAUUGCUUAAGCCCAAGAGUUGGAGGUUGCUGUGAGCUCUGACGUCAUGGAACUCUAUUGAGGGCGACAUAGUGAGACUCUGUCUCAAAAAAAAAACAAGAAAUUAUAAAAUGAGACUUAUUAAGAUACCUACCUCAUAGUGUUUUGUGAAGGUUGUAUGAAUUAAAACACAAAGCGUUUAGAAUUGUGCCUGGCCUAUAAUAAAUACAUACUCAUUGAAUGUUAGUCAUUAUAUUCCUUGUUAUCAUCAUCAUUAUUAUUUUUUGAAAGGCUUUUUAACUUCUGCAGAUCUUACUGACUUCAUACAGGGUAUUACCUGAAGAAAGCCUCUUUGAGGAUAAUGAAUUGAAAAUUUCCAUCAUCACUGAUUUCCUACUGAACAUUAAAUAAUCCUAGGUGUUGGUGGGGAAAGUAAUGUGAGUAAUAUAAUACGUGAGAAGAACUUUAUUCAGACUAGUAUCCUUGUUCUACCUCAUAAAAUACCUAGUAUAAAAAGUAACAAGAAUAUAGACCAAUAUUGGUGAUGCUGAGGAAGAAAAAAGUGUGAAAAGAGAAAUAAACGGCAUUGCAUUUGAAAAAUGGAUAGAGAUAGAAACCUUAUAGUUAUAGAUGUAAAAGUUUAUACUGAAUAUAGUAUGCUUGUUUAAUAUACUUGAGAACCUAAACAAAAUGAUUUGUUUAGAAAAAUAUUAAUCACUAGUAUUGACUCGAAGAUAAAUAGAACUCUUAGAAGAUGCUCGUAAACACACAUAAUAGGAAAAAUUAGCAUAAGAUCAAUUAGCUAUUACUAAUGAAGGACCCAAUCCAAUUUAUUUUUAGGUAAAACUUUUUUCAAGUGUUAAGAAACCAUUUCAGUUAUAUAGAAAUAGAUAUACCAUUUUACUAUUUUUUUGUUUUGUUCAUUUGUUUGUGUUUUUGAGAUGCAGUCUUACUCUUUCGCCCUGGGUAGAGUCUGUCAUCAUAGCUCACAGCAACCUCAAACUCUUAGGCUAGGCGAUCCUAUUGCCUCAGCCUCCCGAGUAGCUGAGGCUACAGGUACCCACCAUGAAGCCUGGCUAGUUUUUUCUAUUUUUAGUAGAGAUGGGGUGUCACUCUUGCUCAGACUGGUCUUAUACUCCUGAGCUCAAACAAUCCACCUUGGCCACCCAGAGUGCUAAGAUUACAGGCAUAAGCCACUGAGCUCAGCCCAUUUUACUUUAAUUUUGAUGUCAGAGAUAAAUUAGGAAGAUACAAAAAAGAAAACUAUUUUUUGGUGUCUCCCAUGAAGAUACUUAGGUUACUACAAAAGUUUUGAGACAUACUGUGUUAGGGUUCGUUAUUUCAGUUCCAAGAAACAAGGUCAGCAGCAUCCUGUCGGAUUCACCUGUACAAGUUCCAGCUUGCUCAGCUUAUCAGUGUUGCUGGAGGUCUUCAUUUGUUUCUGUGUAGAUUUUAAAUUUUUUUAUUUUUGUGUGUCUCAAAACUUUAAUAAAGAUUAUAUGUACCCUUUCUAAGAGAUUAGCAAAUUGUAUGUUUCUAUUUAGAGGGUAAGAAAAACAGACCUGGUUGGGACAGUACUUAAAGAAUAUACCCAGUGCCCAGUUCCAGGUAACUGUGGUGCUAUGAGGAAACACCGGCCUUGUUUUUCUUCUGACUUUGUAGGAAAUCCAAAAAUCUACAUUUUUAAAAUGUUCGAUAGCUCCUGAUUUUUAAAAGAUUUUUAAAAUGUUCAAUAGCUCCUGAUUUUUAAAAAGUCAAUUAAAAAAAAUCAUCAUAAGGAACAAGGAAGGUAAUAUUGGCUCUUGAACUACAUGUGCACACAAAACUGAAAAUAAAAAUUUUUAAGGAAUUAACCUGUCAAAAAAGGAAAUCCAGACCAUCACAAUUUUGCUAUAACAGUAAAUAAUGUCAUUGUAAUUUUAUAGUGUGUUCAAGACCAAGGAUCACCAAACUUUUUCCCUAUUGGGCCAGAGAGUAAGUAUUUUAGCCUUUGUGUGCCGUUGUCAACUCUGUCAUUACAGUGUGGAAACCUAGUAAAAGUCUCUUUAAGAAAUUUUGAAGUUUCUUAAGAAGUCCAGAGUUUAGCUUUGUUUAGGUUUAGGAUACUUUUUGAGAUGGCUCUUUAUUGUGCCUCAAUUUUCAUGCUCCUUACAUUGGAAAGUUACUCUUCUGUGGAAGGAAAAUUCAUAUAUUCCGUUAUCUUAGACGUGUCUUUUCAUGCCCUACUCUCUUUUUUCUUAGGUCCUAUGUAGGAAGAGUUUCUUUGAACGCUUCUUAAAGUAACAUUGAAGUAUUUUUUACAGGAAUAAGGAGGUAAAAUAUUUCAUAAUAAAUUCAAGAAACAUAGAGUGAGCAAAUAUCUGCAGAUGGGAGAAUUACUAAAAACAGCAUAUUCUGUUCUAAUGUUUUGUAUGAUUAUCAAAAUGAGAACUGCCAAAUGAAAUUUAAUUUCGUGAGCAUAUUUAAGUCUUAUAUUAAGUUCCUCAUCUAAAAUUACACAGUUAGUACAGUUGCACCCAAAUUAAUAAAAUAAAAGUAAAAAGAAACAAAAUCAACAUCCACCCCUCUCUAUUCCUCAUUCCCACUCUGUCCAUUUCCUUUGGAAUAAUAUUUAAAGAUUCUGUAUAUUUCUUCAUGUUCUAACAUUAACACACAAAUAGAUUAUUUCAUAUAUAUAUAAUUUCUACAAAAAAUGGAUGAUACUUUAUAUAGUUUCUAUGAAAUUUGCUUUUUUACAUUCAACUGUACAUUUUGGAUUUUCCUUCAAGUCAGUAGAUGAUGAUUUAACUUAAUUUUUUUAAUGGUUACCAAAUCUUCCACAGGAUGCUUGUACCAAUACUAUUCAACUAUUUCCCCACUUGUGCUGUCUCAGAUUGUUUUCUCUUUUUUGCCAUGUAAGAGUAAUGCUGCAAUAAACAUUUUUAUA